Molecule: messenger RNA, 408 nt
Organism: Ophidiomyces ophidiicola
Lineage: Eukaryota; Fungi; Ascomycota; Eurotiomycetes; Onygenales; Onygenaceae
Exons: 7
Coding region: 1-408 (135 amino acids)
Biological process (GO): response to oxidative stress; mitochondrial respiratory chain complex I assembly
Cellular component (GO): membrane
Source: RefSeq, a predicted model, not a curated record
AUGUCGACUAUUACCCGCACGUUACGGAAUCUGUGGAAAGUAGGGAUUAGGGAUUAUGGCCACCAGAUGCAUUAUAUUGGCGAUACCAAGGCCGGUGUUCUUGUUGCUACCGAUCGCUAUGGAAACAAAUACUUCGAGAAUAAUGACGAGCUACCCCUUCGGACGCGCUGGGUAGACUUCAAAGAAAAGGAACUCGAUGCAUCCCAGAUCGACCCGGGAUGGCAUGCUUGGUUGGCAUAUAUGGUCAACAAGCCUCCUGUGGAGGACAAAAUUCUGCAAACCGGCUUACGUGCGUGGGAAACUCCUGAGCACCGACCCAACCCGACUUUCUCCCGCGCUGCGUACAAACCAUAUUCAACAACUAAACCCAAGGUUUCCGCCUGGGACCCUGUUGCGCGACAAAGAUAG